Arvicola amphibius (Eurasian water vole) is the source of this 1418-nucleotide messenger RNA. Its product is annotated as multiple epidermal growth factor-like domains protein 9. Gene Ontology annotation, biological process: axon guidance. Lineage: Eukaryota; Metazoa; Chordata; Mammalia; Rodentia; Cricetidae. Gene Ontology annotation, molecular function: extracellular matrix structural constituent. Gene Ontology annotation, cellular component: basement membrane. The record is from RefSeq and is a predicted model, not a curated record.
AUGAAUCUGUCAGCUGUCUUGUGGAGCUUGUGGGCUUCUGGAGUCUUGUGGGCUCCAGCAAAGUUCAGCACUGGCCCUGAGCAUAGUGGGGUUACUCUUGCUGUGUCUUCCGAUAGUGGAACACAGGACACAGACUGUGUUAGCUAUGUAUUACCUGUUUUACUUACAUACCUGGUUAAUGUGAUCACUGGAAUUCUUGCUGGUUUUGGAGGCUGGAUGAGGGGAGGCUAUGGGAAAUGGUUUGUUGUAGCACUAGGACCAACUCUGAGAAUUGGGUCUUGGGUAACAGAGAGAAUGGAGAAUGUCAGAGAACCAACCUUCCUGGUCUUCUUUCAGGGGUGGCCUGUGAUUGAGCCGGGGGUGUUGGUGUCCACAUCUGUUGGGAACUGGGACACAGUGACAAGGAGGGGAGGAAGGGCCAGGGGUGGUUUGUGGGAUCCAGAGGUGGCAUGGACAGGGGGAGGUGCUUGUUUGAACUGCCAGUAAAAUAGCACGGGGGAUCACUGUGAAGAAUGCAAAGAAGGAUUUUAUCAUAGUCCUGAUGCUACUAAAGAAUGCCACCAGUGCCCUUGUUCAGAAGUGACUUCUACAGGCAAUUGCACCAUAGAAUCUGGUGAAGUGGAGCCUACAUGUGUCCAGUGUAAAGAUGGUUACACAGGACAGAACUGCAAUAAAUGUGAAAAUGGCUAUUACAAUUAUGACAGCAUCUGAUACCAGUGUCAUGGCCAUGUGGACCCAACUACAACUCCAAAGAUUUGCAAACCCAAGAGUGGUGAAUGCAUCAACUGCAUCCAUAACACCACUGGGUUCCUAUGUGAGGACUGCCAAGAAGGGUAUGUUCGAGACCUCCAGAACAACUGCAUCAAGCAAGAAGUUAUUGUUCCAACUCCUGAAGGUUCUACCAUUUUGGUUUUCAAUGCCUCUUUGACCACAUCAGUGCCCACCCCUGUUAUAAAUAGUACAUUUGCCCCCACAACCCUGCAGACUAUCUUUUCAGUAAGUUCUUCUGAAAACAGCACCCCAGCUCUCGCCGCCGAUGUAUCAUGGACCCAAUUUAACAUCAUCAUUUUGACAGUCAUCAUCAUUGUGGUAGUGCUGCUAAUGGGAUUCGUAGGAGCUGUGUAUAUGUACCGGGAGUACCAAAACCGGAAACUCAAUGCUCCCUUUUGGACCAUCGAGCUGAAAGAAGACAAUAUCAGUUUCAGCAGCUACCAUGACAGCAUUCCCAAUGCAGAUGUGUCAGGAUUGUUGGAGGACGAUGGCAGUGAAGUGGCUCCCAAUGGGCAGCUGACCCUGACGACACCCAUUCAUAACUACAAAGCUUGAGGAGCUGGGCUGUCCUCCUGGAGUGUCAGGACAUGAUACUCACUAAAACACAUCUGCCCUCCGGCUCCACAUAACCUGGGUAGAGUUUGCUG